UCAAAAAUUCAUAUUUCAGUAAAAGUCUACAGUGUAGAGCCGUGGUGACAUGCGCAGUCACCGAAACUCUCAGCUCAGAUUUUGGGCACUUUGGGUACCUGUGAUCUGAGGGGACUGUGGCGCCCCGGCGUGCAGGGGGUGUGUCUUUGGGCGGGGACGUUCCCACCCCGCGGUUUUCUCCCCCUUUAUAAGUGGAGGCAAACUUUAACGGAGAGAUACACGCAACAUCGCAGGUUGCCUGUGAGUUUUCAACUCCGUCCGUCUGGAAAUAGCCAUCAAGCCAGGAGCACGGGGGGACACGGUCGGCGUUUGGUUGUGGAGAGAUAGUCUUAUUUGUUCCGGCCGAGGACAAAACCCGAGCUCAAAAUGCCCCGAUCUUUUCUCGUCAAGAAGUAUUUCUCCAACAAGAAGCCUUACUACAGAGAAAGCCAGCUGGAAAGUCAAACAGCUUUUGUCCCAGAAAGCUUUCCACUGGCCGAACUCCCAACACAAAACAACGCGUCUGCGCUCACUUGCCAUCCCAGCAGCCCCUUCUUCACCAGCUCUGAUGCCCUGCCUGCUCCCCUCUCCCCAAUCACCCCGGCGUCCCUGCCUCCCUCUCCGUCCUCUUUUUCCGGCGGAGAGGAAGAAGAGGACGGCGGCCGCACCUCGGAUCCCCCCAGCCCGGAGGUCAUCCAAAACAUCUUCCACUGUCUACACUGCAGCAAGAGCUACGGCAGCCUCUCUGCACUCUCGCAUCAUCAGCUGUCCAGCCACCAGCUCCCUCCAAGCGGUCCGUUACUGCAGACUGCUUCCGUUCCCUCAGAGGGAUCCCCGCGCCCAGCUUUCCACUGCAAACACUGCUCCAAGGAGUACACCAGCCUGGGGGCCCUGAAGAUGCACAUCCGCUCACACACUCUUCCCUGCGUGUGCCCCACUUGCGGCAAAGCCUUCUCCAGGCCCUGGCUGCUCAGAGGACACAUCCGCACGCACACAGGUGAGCGCCCCUUCGCUUGUCAACACUGCAGCCGGGCCUUCGCCGACCGCUCCAACCUGCGCGCCCACCUGCAGACCCACUCUGAGGUGAAGAAGUACCAGUGCGGCUCCUGCUCCCGGACCUUCAGCCGCAUGUCCCUGCUGCAUAAACACAACUCCUCUGGGUGUUGUCCCUCAUCGUAGACCGCCUUGAAGAAGACACAGCUGGAGCUCCCCUUUGGGUCGUGCUAGGAGCCAGCGCCCACAUCGAUUCCUGUUUUUUUUUUUUUUUAAUAAGUGCCUUAACUUCAUGAUUGCCAAAUAUGAAACCACACUAUUGUUUGCUGCGUGCUUUUGGAACUCUGUGGCAGCUGAAGGCGUAGUUAAUUCCCAGGAAACUUCGCUGGUGCCGGCCGGUCCGGGACCGCGGCCAUGUUGCAGCUGCCUUGGGGUGUGUUUGUGCGUACGCGAGGAUGUCAUUCCUCACCAUGCUAUACAUGCAUUAUGUGUGGGUGUUGAGACAGCUGUCUGUGCAUGGUGCACCGUGGAGGCAGGGCGCUGAGAGACGCGCUAACUGCAACCUCAACGACAGGUGACACAAGCAAGACAACAUUUGCCCCCUCCUCGCUGCACAACCACACCAGGAUAUAAAAGCUCACUUGAGCCUGACCAAAAACUGUUUUUAAAACUAUUUGGAUGUGCGGCUUUUUUUUUUUUCCUUUUUUUCUUUUUUUUUUUAAACAUUUGAUUGAAGAUGACUUUCAAUAGAUGUAUUUUGCAAACUUGUGUAUUUGCAAAGUGGUGACAUGCGGCACAUGAUCUAUGGUUUUUGUAAAUAAAAGGAUUUCUAACAAACUCA
Messenger RNA from Poecilia latipinna (sailfin molly), 1813 nucleotides. It is a transcript of the gene snai1b, whose product is annotated as snail family zinc finger 1b. Gene Ontology annotation, biological process: regulation of DNA-templated transcription. Gene Ontology annotation, molecular function: RNA polymerase II cis-regulatory region sequence-specific DNA binding; DNA-binding transcription factor activity, RNA polymerase II-specific. The transcript is spliced from 3 exons. NCBI's taxonomy places the organism in Eukaryota, Metazoa, Chordata, Actinopteri, Cyprinodontiformes, Poeciliidae. Bases 367 to 1158 code for a protein of 263 amino acids. The record is from RefSeq and is a predicted model, not a curated record.